AUGAACAAACUUCCGAAAUGCAAGGAGCCCGAUGUAGAGUGUUAUAUCUAUGCAGGUAGGAAAUUUGUCUCUAGAGAUUCUCGUGGAAGGAUUGUCAGUCGAUGUAACUAUCGGAUGAUGUCUCUAUGUAAGCAGGAGAAGCUGGGUGGUGAAGGAGGCUCGGCCCGGCAAGAUAAACGUCAAUUGAGAAGCAGGAGUAGGAGUAAUGGUGGUGGUUGUGGUGCGUGGCCGCGAGGUGUAAAUCAGGCGUGUGGGAAGCUACAUCAGGAUGUGUCGUCGCGAAAGGGGCCGGGUGAUAUUCAGCCCGUCAACGGGUACGAGAGUUGCUCCCACGCCGCAAAGAACUCAGCGACGGACGGCGACGGUGACAUGCCAUGCCAUGGCUGUCGCGAGCGAGUGACGGCGGCAGCAGCAAACCCUGAUCUGUACAUUGGAUGGAUAUGUUUGUGGUCGACGUUGGUUCCGAAACCUACCAACCUUUCAAGCUUCAACCAGACACGGGAAGCGUACCAAGGAACCCUCCCAGGCCCCAAAAACAAGGCUAAAACCCUUCGAGAGUCAAAAAAGGGGGCGAGGCUCCUCCAAGCUAAAAACCUUCUUUUGGUCCCCUUCGUCCUCGAAGCUUCCGCGAACGCGUUCCUACGACUCGCCGGCGCCAUCCCCAAUGGGACCACAUCCUCUGGAGCUUGCGAGGUAGAUAACGGUCUCUCUCCCCUCGGUCUUCUGCACCAAUCCGUCAUGAUGAUCAUCAUCAUCCCCUGA
This is a messenger RNA of Histoplasma mississippiense, 762 nucleotides long. RefSeq lists its product with no specific name. Bases 1 to 762 code for a protein of 253 amino acids. Lineage: Eukaryota; Fungi; Ascomycota; Eurotiomycetes; Onygenales; Ajellomycetaceae. The transcript has 6 exons. The record is from RefSeq and is a predicted model, not a curated record.